This is a messenger RNA of Knipowitschia caucasica, 3948 nucleotides long. The record is from the annotation of a GenBank genome assembly. NCBI's taxonomy places the organism in Eukaryota, Metazoa, Chordata, Actinopteri, Gobiiformes, Gobiidae.
AUGGCGGACGAGGAGGCCGAGAUGGACCGUGGUCCAACUAACGAUGUUAACGUGAUUCUACCAGAACUAAAGCAGCGGCUGAAAGAGCUGCAGGAGACGGCGACGGCAGAGACAGAAGAGUCCCCUGUGCAGGCCUCGUCACGGUAUUGUCAAGACUUCUGUGGGGCGCUGCUGGAGUACGCCGGCUGCUGGCGUGUGGACGAGGAGCCGCUGCCCGUGGUCCAGGUCUACAUGGCGGCUCUGCAGAGUUACGCCGACUCGUCUGUUCACUUAUCUGUGGAGUGUGACAACGUGGCGCUGGUGGUGGAGCGGCUCGCACUGAGUUUUGUGGAACUGCUGCUGUCACUAAAGGAUCUUCCGGAAGACCUCUGGAAGGAUCUCAGUUCAUGUGUCCAGGAUUCACAUGAAAAACUCCAGACGAAUGGAAUCGCGCAGCUCUCUAUGCUCUCGACCCUGAGCCAACAGAAAGGGGUUUGGGCCAACCCCAUUCUGCAAGGCCUACUGUCUGGAGAGGAACUCGACCCCGCACAGAUUGAGCAGUUGCUGGUGGAAGAAGGCCGUAGUCUGCUGGAGUUGAGAGUGAAACAGUUGAUGAAAGACCAGCAGUUGGAGAGAGCGGCGAGGCUGGCGAGGACCUGCUCCGAAAGUCUGAGCGACGGCAAGACCGGCUUCAAGCAAAUGUACCUGGUCUGCCUCUGCUCCACGUUAGAGCAGGACAAACUGAUGGAGGAGCUUAAUAAAGUGGACUGUCGGGAUGCGUUGGAAAUGAUCUGUAACCUGGAAUCUGACGGCGACGAGAAGGCGGCCUUCACCCUGUGUUCUGCUUUCUUAACGCGACAGCUCCUGGAGGCAGAUGCUUACUGCGCCUGGGAACUGACGUUGUUUUGGAGCAAACUUCUGAAGCGACUUGAGCCUUCAGAGAAUGCUUUUCUGGACAAAUGUGGUCAAAUGUCGUUACUCUCCAAAACUGUCUACCACAUCUUGUUUUUUAUUAAAGUCAUCCAGUCUGAGAUUACGGAGGGCGGCCUUCCGAUGUGUAUUGAAAUGUGCAUCCGAGCUCUUCGAAUGGAGUCGCAGGACGUAAACACUAAAUCCACAGUGUGUAAAACCAUCGCCUGCUUGCUUCCCAAUGACCUGGAGGUGAAGCGGGCCUGCCAGCUCACCGUGUUCCUCCUGGAGCCGACGGUGGAUUCCUUCUACACUGUGGAGACGCUCUACAAUGAACCGGAUCAGAAGUUUGAGGAAGAAAAAAUGGCGGUCCCCAACUCGCUGCGUUGCGAGCUGCUGCUUGUCUUCAAAACGCAGUGGCCUUUUGACCCGGAGUUCUGGGACUGGAAAACGCUGAAACGCCACUGCCUCGCUCGCAUGGGACCAGAGGCUUCCAUAGUUUCCUCCAUUGACACUUUGAACGAUUCGGACGAGCUUGAGGAGGAAGAAAUGUACUAUGAUGAUGGAUUUUUAGAAAGCGGCCCGGCUGGAAUAAUCAGCGGAACUUACGAACUGAACGAAGACAUGGACAAGAAACAGAAAAACAAGGAACAGAAGAAGCUGCGAGAAAAGGGAUUUAUUUCGGCCAGGUUUCGGAACUGGCAGGUCUACAUGCAGUACUGUGUGCUCUGCGACAAGGAGUUUUUGGGCCACAGAAUUAUCCGUCACGCACAGACUCACUUCAGCAGAGGCAUGUACAGCUGCCCCAUCUGUGCCCAGUCCUUCAGCUCCAAAGAGACCCUGAACCCCCACGUCACGUCACACGUCAAACAGUCGAGUAAAGACAGACUUACCGCCAUGAAGACCAACAGAAAACUGGUCAAUCCCAAAACCCCUGCCCCUGUUAUAGCUGCUAUCAUAGCCAAGACUGAACGCUGUGUUACAAAAAGUGCUGGUUCACCGGGGCAUAACGCUACAUGCUCAAGUGUGGACGAGCACAUGUGUCCGGUUGGAACGUGCCGAAAGAUCUUCAAGUUCUACAAAAACCUCAUUGCUCACGUAAAGUCCCACAAAGAGAACGAGGAGGCCAUGUCUUACCUCGAACUGCAGAGAAAGAAGCCGUGCCAACACUACCGCCCAUGCAUCCUCACAAUGGUCCGGCGUCUGCUCCUGUACCUGUACCUGUACCUGCUAGCAUGCCAGCUAACAUGCCAGCUCCCAUGCAAGCUCCCAUGCAAGCUCCCAGGCAAGCUCCCAGGCAAGCUCCCAUGCAAGCUCCCAUGCAAGCGCCCAUGCAAGCGCCCAUGCAAGCGCCCAUGCAAGCAUCCAUGCCAGGUCCCCUUCUACCUCCCGUACCAGGACCAAUGCAAGCAGUAUCACCACAUGUGCCCAGAUCGAGCCAAAGGGCUACUCACACAUGGGAAACCGUUAAAUAAACCGGGAGUAAAACAGACGAUUGACAAAAAGCCCACGGCGAGCGACCCAUUCAAGCCGUACCGCUGCGUCCACCAAGACUGCGAGGCUGCUUUUGCCGUGCAGCACAAUCUAAUCCUUCACUAUCGGGCGGUCCACCAGUCGGCUCUGUCGGCUCUCGAGGUCAACAAGGAGCAAGAGUCAAACGAGGCGGAAGGGGAGAUGGAGCAGGAGGAGGAGGAUGACGAUGAGCCAUCCAUUUCCGAGUUCCGAUGUCAAGUUAAAGACUGCUCACGAGUUUUCCAGCAGGUCCCUCAGCUCAUGCAGCACUAUCUCCGACUUCACGAGUUCAGCGUUGAUAAAGUCGGGGAUUUGUUGUCGGUCAUUCGGCUCGGGAGAUUUGUUUGUGGUCACGAAGGAUGUGCCGUAACCUUCACCGCUUUCUGGAAGUAUAUCGCGCACAUUAAAGAACUACACAAAGACAUCAGACUGUCCAAGCCCGAAAACAUGUACAAAUGUGAAAUUGAGGGUUGUGACCGCGCCUACGCCACAAAGUCCAACAUGCUCAGGCAUCUCAUGAAAAAACAUAAUGAUUUUUACCAACUCAAACAGAAAAUCCAACCAAAACCUGAGCAUUGUGUUAAGCCAACCUCAAAGAAAGAGUUUCAGCUUAAUAAAACCAGUGACGGGAAAGAAAACAUUGAGACCAUUCAAACGAGUCCGCAGAAAGAAAGCAACGUGAAAAGAACACGGAAAAUUAACAACUAUUGGACUAAAUAUGAAAAACCGGUUUUAAAAUCAAAAGUGGAAGCAGCUGCGAUGUGUACCAAAUCCUAUCCGUUGGAGUACCCUUGCAUGAUUAAAGGUUGUGACUCGGUAAUGAAUUCAGAGAAGAGCAUUUUAAAACAUUACACCGUCCAUGGACUUACCGAAAAGUAUUUGGAACAGCACAGAAGUCACUACAUAUUCUGCAAAAAGUUUCCCAGGCAGAAAAAUGGCUCGGUCCGAAGCGAUGAAUCCAAAUCCGAUCAAUCUGAUACUGAACCGGAGCUGGCCGGUCUCAACGGCGCAGACGACACGCCGUUCGAUGAUUCCAAACCAUAUUUGCGCAAAAGGUCCAGCCCCAUCAUCUCCGCCGCGAUGCUGGACGGACUUUCCAACGACAGCAGCUCCGACGGCUCGGUGGUGUUGAAACGCAAGCGCGGGAGGCCAAAACGUAUCGUUGAGAAAAUCGUGAAACGCAAAAAAAUAUCCGCACCGUCCAAGGCGAGCGAGAGCCGAGGGGAGCGUUCGGAUUCAGAGAAGGAGUCCGACCAGUCCGUGUCUUUGGCCGCCUUCAAACCGAUGGGAUUUGAACUGUCUUUUUUAAAGUUUCUAGAACAGUCAAACAAGCCUUCUCUCCCGUGCGAGAUCCCGUUGAUAGGUCCGUGGGUCAGACUGUCUCACCUGGGCUCCAAAGAGAACUGUGUCAAAUUCAGCAACCGUCAAAAUCUGAAAUCUUUGGACAAGGUGAAGAUAGUUGUUGAUAAAGCGUUCGUGGGCGCCACCGAGCUCAUGUUGAAGCAGCUGCAGGACAUGCAGCCUAUGAUUAUUUUGGAGAAAAAAUAG